Acanthocheilonema viteae is the source of this 3213-nucleotide messenger RNA. Lineage: Eukaryota; Metazoa; Nematoda; Chromadorea; Rhabditida; Onchocercidae. The record is from the annotation of a GenBank genome assembly.
AUGGCAUUGAAACGUUCAUUGGGUGUAUUCUCACAAAGUUCAUCAUUUCAAUCACCCAUUUCAACAAUCUAUCGAAUGUUUCACAUACGUUCUGUUCAACGACGUAAUAUUCUUCUUAAUAUUUUAUCCUUAAUUGGAGCUUAUUGGAUUAUCACAACAUUGAUCUCGCUUUCCAUUCAAAAUGUUGGCAGUCAUGUACGAGGACGCGGGCUAUUGUUGAAGGAACCGGUUGGUGGUCGACAGUUACAGUUGCAGGACGGUUAUUCCGUAAUCGAUGAUUCCAAACAAAAGCAAGAAAUUAGCAGUAACAAUGAUAGUAGAAAUGAAAAUUUACAAGUGCUUCGAGUUUAUGGAAAAUCAGUGGAAGCUAAAAAGUUGAAAAAAUUUGAUGAAAUAAUUGAAAUUGCUGGAGAAGAUAAUAAUGGAUUAGAAAAGCCUAAUAUUCCGCAACCAAAACGUUUUGUUUAUAUGGAAGGUAGUGCAAUUUAUAAACGUGAUGAUCCAAAUCAAUUUGGUGAAUUUGGUGCUGGCGUGAAAAUUGACAAAAAGAAAUUAUCACCAAAAGAGCGUAAAAUAUUUGAGGAAGGAUUUAAGCGGAAUUCAUUUAAUGAAUAUGUCUCAAAUAUGAUUUCCAUACAUCGAUCACUUCCAAAUAAUACCGACGAAUUAUGUCGUAAAGCAUCUUAUCGAGAUGAUUUGCCGGAUACAUCGGUGAUUAUUUGUUUUCAUAAUGAAGCCUGGUCAGUACUUCUGCGCACAGUGCAUAGCGUACUGGAAAGAACACCUGUCCAUCUGCUUAAAGAAAUUAUCUUAGUCGAUGAUUUCUCCGAUUUGGAACACCUAAAGAAACCAUUAGAGGAUUAUAUGAGUCAGUUUGGUAAAGUUCGAAUAAUACGAUUGGAAAAUCGAAUGGGUUUGAUUCGUGCUCGACUUCGAGGUGCUUCGGUUGCAAGAGGAAAAGUAUUAACUUAUUUGGAUUCACACUGUGAAUGCAUGAAUAGAUGGCUUGAACCGUUAUUAGAUCGAAUAGCGCAAAAUUCCACAAAUGUGGUAACACCUGUAAUUGAUACAAUUGAUCUGGAAACAUUGCAAUAUCAUUUAUCAAAUCAUCAUCGAUUGAGUGUUGGCGGAUUUAAUUGGGGUCUUGUUUUUAAUUGGCAUAUAUUACCGGAUCGUGAUUAUAAAGCCAUGAAAUCACGGAUUGAUCCCGUACCAUCACCAACGAUGGCUGGUGGAUUAUUUUCCAUUGAUCGAGCUUAUUUUGAGAAACUUGGCGGUUAUGAUCCUGGUUUUGAUAUUUGGGGUGGUGAAAAUCUCGAAAUAUCGUUUAAGGGUGAUUUUGGUGAUGUAUCGGAACGGAAGAAAUUACGAGAACGUUUGAAGUGUCACUCAUUUAAAUGGUAUUUGAAUAAUAUAUUUCCAGAUUUGUUUCUACCAACAGAAGCAAUUGCUAGUGGUGAAAUUCGUAAUCUUGGCAAUCGAAAGUAUUGUGUGGAUCAUGAUGUUGGUCGAAAUGCUAUAAAUGAUAGUGUUAUACCAUAUCCAUGUCAUUUACAGGGCGGUAAUCAGUUCUGGAUGUUAAGUAAAAGUGGUGAAAUACGACGUGAUGAAUAUUGUAUUGAUUAUACGGGUAGAGGAUCACCAGUAACUUAUGAAUGUCACGGUUCCAAAGGCAAUCAACUUUGGAAAUACAGUCAUGAGACUGGUCGAUUGUAUCAUCCAAUAUCACGUAACUGUUUAACACUGAGCGAUGAUGAUACGAUGUUAGUAAUGAGGGUUUGUGAUGAUAAGAACCAACGACAACGAUGGAGGUUUCAGCACUUCAAUGAAACCUUAGCUGCACAUGCAACCGAUUAUCGUGAAGUAAUCUCGGUUCAUGUUGGACAAGCUGGCGUACAGAUUGGAAAUGCUGCAUGGGAGUUAUUUUGUUUGGAACAUGAAAUUCAACCGGAUGGAACAAUGUCAACUCAGAAUAAACAACAUAUUGAUGAUUCGUUCUCAACUUUCUUUUCUGAGACCGGAACUGGACGUCAUGUUCCUCGAGCUAUUUUAAUCGAUCUUGAACCUUCCGUAAUUGAUGAGAUUCGAACAGGACCAUAUAAACGUCUCUUUCAUCCGGAACAAAUGGUUACUGGUAAAGAGGAUGCGGCAAAUAAUUACGCACGUGGACAUUAUACAGUUGGUAAAGAAAUAAUUGACGUUGUACUAGAUCGGAUCAGACGACUUGCUGAGAACUGUACCGGUUUACAGGGUUUUCUUGUAUUUCAUUCAUUUGGUGGUGGUACAGGUUCUGGUUUUACCUCAUUAUUGAUGGAACGUUUAACAGUUGAUUAUGGUAAAAAAAGCAAGCUAGAAUUUUCAAUCUAUCCGGCACCGCAAGUUUCUACUGCAGUUGUGGAACCGUAUAAUUCAAUCUUGACUACACAUACAACAUUAGAACAUUCCGAUUGCUCAUUUAUGGUGGAUAAUGAAGCGAUUUAUGAUAUAUGUCGUCGUAAUUUGGAUGUAGAAAGACCAUCAUAUCCAAAUCUUAAUCGUUUAAUUUCACAGGUGGUUUCUUCGAUCACAGCUUCACUUCGUUUUGACGGUGCACUGAACGUGGACCUGACGGAAUUUCAGACAAAUUUGGUGCCAUAUCCACGUAUUCAUUUUCCGCUAGCAACUUAUGCUCCAAUAAUUUCAGCUGAAAAAGCCUAUCAUGAAUCGUUAUCAGUAAUGGAUAUUACCAAUUCAUGCUUUGAACCGGCUAAUCAAAUGGUUAAAUGUGAUCCACGUGUUGGGAAAUAUAUGGCAGUAUGCCUUUUAUAUCGUGGUGAUGUUGUACCGAAAGAUGUCAAUGCUGCUAUUGCGAGUAUUAAAACAAAACGUACGAUACAAUUCGUGGAUUGGUGUCCAACUGGUUUUAAAGUAGGUAUUAAUUAUCAACCACCGACAGCUGUUCCAGGUGGUGAUGUUGCAAAGGUACCACGCGCUGUAAGUAUGCUAGCCAAUACGACAGCUAUUGCAGAAGCUUGGGCAAGAUUGGAUUAUAAGUUCGAUUUGAUGUAUGCAAAACGUGCCUUCGUACAUUGGUACGUUGGAGAAGGCAUGGAAGAGGGCGAAUUCACGGAAGCACGUGAAGAUCUUGCCGCUUUGGAACGUGAUUAUGAAGAGGUCGGUUUCGACAGUAAUGACGGCAAUGACCUGGAAGGUAUUGAUGGUAGAGAGUAUUGA